AAAUCUAUCGUUUAACGUUCUGUCCGUAACGCCGAGAUUCCCGGAUAAGCUGUACAUGACUUCGCUGAAGGUACGAUCGUCGACGUCAGCUCCAGUGUCCGACGAAGGUGUGUUACGUGUACGAGAACGGGAACGUGAUCUGGACCUUGAACGCUGUCGACCAAAUAAUGGUGACCGACCAACCUAAAAUCCAACAGCGAUUGAAAGGUCCCAUUCUGAUAUCUGGUUUAUCGACAACGAUUAAACGUGGCUAGGAGUUAAUUCGGAAUUAAUUAAGGCUCGUCGCUGGGACGCACUUUCUUUGGAUCGUUAUCUAUCGUUGGGCGUGAAUGAACGAAAAUAAAUUGGUGGAUAUAUCUACGCUUACGGAUUUUUUUCCGUCGCCAUAUUGAAUUCGUGCAAAAGAAACGGUAGCCGUACGCUCACCCAGGAUUAUCAGCGAAACCGCUAAACUUUCGAGAUUCUGGCCACUUACCGAGCGACAUGUUCACUUUUGCGUCAAUCUCUGACAUUUUUCCUCUCUUUCUAUUUUCUAUCUGUUUUUUUUUUACUAGAAAGACACGAGGAUCGCGAACUCGAUUACCCGAAUUAUCUUUCGAACGUCACCACUGAUCGUACAAAAUGACAUCACACGACGCACCGAACCUAAGUGAAUACAAACGGUGCAUCGGCAGCAGGAAGUCAUCGUCGCCCUGACCGGAAGUCACCGUUCAUUUGACCAAGGAAAUCGAUAAUAACGACCGCGAAAAUUUUGAACUACUCUGAACCCUCUGAACUGAACUGGAUUAUUGUUAAAUCCUUUCCUGAAUAGUAAAUCAUUUUUCAAUGAAAAAUUACCUGCUUUUAUUAUUCUUCGCUCGUUACAGAUACACUCGGAGGUUAAUCGAAGACAAUCUAUGGAUUUGUCACAUGUUUCUAAUCACCGAUAGAAUAUCUAUUAUUUAAACAUGGAAGUUUUAAUUCGUAGAGGAAAUCGCGAAGAUUGUAAACCUAUAAGUAACUUGAUACAAGAACUAGCUGAUUUUGAGAAUAUGCCAAAUGGACCAAAGAUUGAUUAUACAACAUUAGAAAGAGAUGGAUUCGAUACAGAUCACCCAUUCUUCAUUUGCUUCGUUGCAGAAGUUGAUAAAAAUAUAGUAGGAUAUGCAAUUUUAUAUUACACGUAUUCAACGUGGUGUGGUAAAGCGAUGUACCUGGAAGAUAUAUAUGUGACACAAGAACAUCGAAACAAGCAUAUUGGCAGUAAGCUAUUAAAAGCCAUAGCUAAGGAAGCUGUAGACAACAAUUGCUGCAGAUUAGAUUUUUCAGUUCUCAAUUGGAACCCUGCGCAAGAGUUUUACAAACUUAAAGGUGCUGCAGACUUAACUGUAGACGAAGGAUGGCAUCAUUACCGUUUUUCAGAUAUUGCUUUGAAAGCUUUAGCAACCCGUACAUAUCUCUUUUCUUCUACCGUGUCAUUGCACGAAUCAGCUGCAAUUCCAGUUCCUACUUCAAAAGAAAAACUAUGUAAGGAACACGUUGAAGAUGUCUAUGAAAGCGAUUCCGAUUUGCUAUCGCAUAGCGAUAUGAGCUGGGGUUCGUUGCAAAAUAGAUAUGUGCCAUACGAAAUUUUAUCCGACAAAUUUACUUCAUCGUCGUCGUCGUCAUCUUCUUCUUCUUCUUCUUCUUCUUCUUCUGCACUUUCUUCUAGCUCGAGUUCUAGUUCAUCGAUUGUACUCGAUCACAUGCCAGUGCCGACAAAUAUAGAUGCAAUGCAUUGUGCAAGUGAAAACAGUUGGAGUAGUUUCGCUUUAGAUGCUAAUGCAUGGGAUGACGAUAAAGCACCUGUUGUACAACUACGAAAUCUGAAAGAAGUAUUAUUCGACGAUUUAGAAUUCUGUGGAUUUUUAACAGACAGACUAGUAGGAAUUGCAUCAUCAUUUUUGGCUAAAUCUCCAGAAAAUGGCCUUUAUGUUUUAAACAAAUGUGUCAUGAGAAAUAUGUCUAUUUCAAACAUUACAAUGUUACAUUUUCAUCGUUAUUUGAGAUACAUUGAUCUCUCGUAUAAUUAUAUUUCAAAUUUAUCUGCUUUGGGAAAAGUCCCUUAUUUAAUGCAUUUAAACCUGGCGCACAAUAGAGUGAGCAUUAUUUUAAAUUUUCAACCACCUUGGUACUUAACUUAUGUAAAUUUAGCCUACAAUUAUGUAUCGGAAAUGCGCGAUAUCAGUUCCUUUUGGAGUAUCGUACACCUGGAUUUAUCGCACAAUGCAAUUGAAGUAAUUAAUGGCUUACAUAAUUUAAAAUAUCUCAAGUAUUUGAAUUUGUCUUAUAAUUUAAUCGAAUGUAUCGAGAAUUUGGAUAAACUGAAUAUUCAAGAACUCAAUUUGGAAGGCAAUUGUAUAACAUCAUUCAAAUCUGCUAUACCCAAUUACAACAUAAACACUUUGCCUCAUUUACGAAAAAUAUAUUUAGGAUAUAAUAAAAUAUCUACCUUGGAAUUUUUUAAAGAUGGAUACAGUUUACGUGUAAUAGAUCUGAAAUUUAACAGAAUCUCCGAUUUACUGGAAUUAUCGAACUUCAAAGGUUUCAUAGAUGAAAUAGACCUCAGAGGCAACGGUUGUACAAAGUGGCCUAAUUACAAAGCCGUACUUUUAUUCUCCGUACCAAGUAUACAAAAAAUUGAUGGUAUUCCUGUGCUUACUUCCGAAAAAAUUGUUGCAGCAACCCUGUUUGCAUCGCCAGUGAACUUAACGGCAGCCCGUACUGUAACAAAAUUAACUUUAUUAGAACAAUUAAAUACACCCACUAUUGAUCUGCAUGUUUUACCAUACGAUGAAGCUAGCCCACCGUUAUUGGUACUUACAGGUCCAUCAGCAGUGAAAAAGAUAUCUUUAGCCACUCAUGUUGUUCUAACACUUUCAAAAAAAAUCAAAUAUUGUUCAUGGUAUACCACGAAGGAGAUAGGAGAGAGCGAACUGGAGAAACAAUCGUACAUUUUUGCGGAUAGAGAAGAAUUUAAUGACAUGUCUCGUCGCGGAGAAUUUUUGGCAAUUCAAGAAAUGUUAGGGAACAGUUAUGGGUUUCAUCACAAUCAAAUCGCUUCGUUAAUACUCGAGAAGAAAAUUGGUAUCACUCAAAUGGAUUUACACGCAACUAUACAAAUGUGUAAAAGAUAUUCCAAUACCAAACCAAUUCUUGUAUUAACAAAAAGUGAACAAAUCCAUCGUAAUUGGGUACAGGAGAAGUUCGAUGUUUAUACAUGCGUUAAGGAUAGCACAGACUGUUUGCAAACUGAAAGCAAUAGUAUAAACGAGAGUACUACAGAAUCUAAAGAAACCGUCGAAGAUAGUUUAAGCGAUGUACAGAUAAUGUAUUUCUAUAUCUUUCAAGUAAUAUCGUUCCAACUACUGUCAAACAGAACUUUUCUUCUUUAGGUUCUAGAUAGCUCUCAAUUGUCUGUAGAAGCAGAAAGUAAAGACAUGGCUUAUACACGUGAAAGUAACUUAUCGCUACCUAUGGACGUUUCAUCGAAAAAGGAGCUGGAAACCGAGGAAAAAAAAUACAUAAAAUUUCAAGGAGAACAAGAAGAACUUAAUCACGCACUUACAAAGUUUCUCGAUCCAACAUUCAAUGCGACGUUAGACGAAGAAAAUGAUUUAAGGGUAAUAUUGGAUAAAGGAUUGACUGUCAUAGAAGAAGAUGAAGCUACAAAACGAAAAAGACAUCAGGCGAAACUCCUGCAACGUAGGAGUACGUUAAUACACGGAGAACCAUUUACCGUAGAUAAUUUAAGCGAAUCUGUGUCAAGUGAAGGAACAUUAUUUGAUCAAUUUCUGAUGGAAACAAAAAAUCCGGAAUACUUAAAGGAAAUGUAUACCGAUCUUGUAAUGAAAACAAGAACAAUGUACUUAAACCAACACCUAAAUAAUCCAGGAUUCUUUUCUUUAGUGUUGCUGACGGAUAAUUAUAACGAGGCUUUCAAUAAUCUCAUCAAUUUCAUUUAUAAAUCGUAUAUGGGCUAUUCCACUGAAAAGCCAAAGUUUUUCACUGAAAUUAAUCACUUUUCCCAAGUGGCUAUUCCCUCAAUGAUUGAUACUGUAGUCGAAAAAAUAAGACAGUCAUUAUCAACGUCAAAGUUACAAACGAAAACGUGGUUAAGAACGUACGGCAUUGCAUCGUUUAAAAAAUUAAUGCCCAGUCAAAUGACACAAGAUGCAAGAACAUGUACCGACGAUUAAUUAGAAGUGUAUGAUUCAUUGGUGUGUAGAAAUGAAUUACAUACAGGAUGAACAGAUUUUUCCAAAAAUACUUCUGUACAAGGAACUAUCGGUUAAGAGGUACUUCCUGAUUAUUAAACGUAACAGUGAAGGAACUCUCGUCGACUUUAGAUACAGGAUUUUGUAGAAACAAAAAUUUCUUUUGAUUAUCGGUAUGUUUCGAUUCAGAUUGACUUAUUUGAAUCCGUGGUUGAUGUAACAUAUUAUUCUUAGAAUUCACGUUUUUCGAUAAUUCAUUCGAUUCUGGUUGCAAUAAAGAAACCGAAUACGAGUUCUCAAGAUCCGAUUUAUCGUUUAUAUCUGUGUGCUGUUUUAAGUGGUCGUGCAAACUGUGUUUUUGCUCAAAUACCAGAUUGCAAUGAUUACAUCUGAAAAUGAAGUAGUAACGAUAUACAUAUAAAAUUAAAAUGUACACUCUUAUUAAUUUACAUACGUACUGGUAUCGUGUCUCGUUAGUUUUCUUUAUUUUAUUUUCAAAUGGAUAAUGAACUUUUUGGUGUGCAAUUAAAUUGUAUCGUUCGGCAAAACGUUUUCCACAUAACGUACAAGUGUACGGUUUUUCACCAGUAUGAGCUCGUACGUGUCUUUUUAAAUGAGACGUCGAAAGUAAAGAUAAGUCACAAAUCUGUAA
Messenger RNA from Nomia melanderi (Alkali bee), 4887 nucleotides. The record is from RefSeq and is a predicted model, not a curated record. Lineage: Eukaryota; Metazoa; Arthropoda; Insecta; Hymenoptera; Halictidae.